Molecule: messenger RNA, 1842 nt
Organism: Prionailurus viverrinus (fishing cat)
Lineage: Eukaryota; Metazoa; Chordata; Mammalia; Carnivora; Felidae
Gene: DNMT3L
Product: DNA methyltransferase 3 like
Exons: 16
Coding region: 1-1764 (587 amino acids)
Biological process (GO): negative regulation of transcription by RNA polymerase II
Cellular component (GO): nucleus
Molecular function (GO): enzyme activator activity; DNA (cytosine-5-)-methyltransferase activity, acting on CpG substrates; DNA binding
Source: RefSeq, a predicted model, not a curated record
AUGUUGGGACCAAGGUCAAGCUUGGGCGUCCAGCGAACACGCCGGGAGCAGGAGCCCACCGCUUUGAGGCCCGCCGUCUUCGUGGGCGUUGCCUCCCCUCAGCCCCUGGAGGAACCCAGCGUGGGUGUGGGUUUCCAAGGGUUUGACGAGCAGAGCCCCCCUGUCCCCUCGGCACCUUCCCUGUGCCCGGCCAGUGGCGGCGCAGGACCUUCCCGUGUGGCCCCGGCCCUCGGCGGCCUCUCCUCUGCCAGGCCUUCUACCCAGAGCCGAGGGGUGGGCGAAGCUGCUUCAGGGGACUCCUGCCGCCACCCGCCCCCGGCCAACAGGCGAAUCAGACCCAGCUGGGCCGGGGGCCACCUGGAGUCUGCUGGAGGCCCCCAGGCCCCAAAGCAUCUGAACCCACUGAGGAUCAAGCGGCGGGUGACCCUGUCAGGCCGGAAGAGGGCGUCCUGUACCUGUGGCCCCCAGUCCUUCCACCCCACCUGUCUCCUGCUGCUUUCUGGGGAAACCCCUUUCCCGGCGUUCAUGGCCCUCUCCCGGCAAGGGACCCUGAGCGUGGAGACCCUGGACGGCUCAGACCCUGACCCGCCAGAGGGGAGCUCCUUCCUGGAGCCAGAGGCAGAGCACCACGCGGACAUCAUCCUGCUGGGCUCCAGUGAGCCUUCAGAGCUGUCAUCCCCCGCUUCCCCAGGGCCCAGCAGAGAGCUCAUUGCGUAUGAAGUCAAGGUCAACGAGAGGAACAUAGAAGACAUCUGCAUCUGCUGUGGAAGUUUCCAGGUGCACACGCGGCACCCUUUGUUUGAGGGAGGGAUGUGCGCUCCGUGCAAGGACAAGUUCCUGGGCCGCCUGUUCCUGUAUGAUGAUGACGGGUACCAGUCCUACUGCUCCGUCUGCUGCUCCGGGGACACGCUGCUCAUCUGUGAGAACCCCGACUGUACCCGGUGCUACUGCUUCGAGUGCAUGGACACCCUGGUGGGCCCCGGGACCUCGGGGAGAGUCCAGGCCGUGAGCAACUGGGUGUGCUUCCUGUGCCUGCCCUUUCCCCGCAGCGGCCUCCUGCGGCGUCGCAAGAAGUGGCGGGGCUGGCUGAAGGCCUUCUGCGACGGCGAGUCGGAGAACACGCUGGAGACCUACAAAACGGUGCCCGUGUGGAAGAGGGAGCCGGUCCGGGUGCUGUCCCUGUUUGGGGACAUCAGGAACGAACUAACGAGUUUGGGCUUCUUGGAACCUGGUUCUGACCCAGGAAGACUGAAACACUUAGACGAUGCCACCGACGUAGUGAGGAGAGACGUGGAAGGAUGGGGCCCGUUCGACCUCGUGUACGGCUCCACGCCCCCCGUCGGCCACGCCUGUGACCAUCCUCCGGUGUGGUACCUGCUCCAGUUCCACCGCGUCCUGCAGUACGCGAGGCCCCGGCCGGCCCGCCAGCAGCCCUUCUUCUGGAUGUUCGUGGACAAUCUGGUGCUGACCCAAGAGGACCGGACCGUAGCCACUCGCUUCCUGGAGGCCGACCCCGUGACCAUCCAGGACAUCUGUGGCAGAACCAUCCAGAACGUGAACGCGGUGCACGUGUGGAGCAACAUCCCGGCCGUGAGAAGCAAGCAUUCCGCCCUGGUUUCCCAAGAGGCACUGUCCUCGCUGGCUCAGGACAGGCGGAGAAUGAAGCCCCCCGCCCAGGGGCCAGCCAAGCUGGUGAAGAAUUGUUUUCUCCCCCUGAGAGAAUAUUUUAAGUGUUUUUCAACAGGGCUCACUUCCUCUUUAUAAGUGAUUCAUUUUACCAUGAAAAAAAAAAAGUCUUCCUAGAAACGGGCAACUUUCCUUGCAUUGUUUCUUUUUUUUCUC